ACGUAUUCUGUUCAGCUUCUUACCUGCAAAGAAGAACAACCUGUCAGACUCUUUCAGGCUGAUCCACUGUUUGCACACACUGGCAGCCUGUUGAUCAUCUGUGCUGUGAUGGGAAAUUAGAGAUGUGUGCCAGUAGAAAUGUGUUAACAUGCUGAUUUCUUACAUGAACUCGUAAGCUCGCCUCAGUCCGGCUCCAUGUUCCAGUAAACUUAAUGUGAUAUUUUGUGUGAGCUGGACUGUGGGGAGCAGAACUCGACCCAGCACCCAGCGUAGGUUCUGAUAAAUAUUUGGCUCUUGUAAUCUCUGUUUUCCAAGCAGAGCUAAAAAUGGAUGAAACUAUCGAUAACAUUCAGCUGCUCUGGUUAUGCUGAGACUGCUCAACGCUGAGCUCCAUUGAGAACAGGUUUAAAGAGAUUGAAUGCCUUCUGCUGAGGCAGGGCAUCCGCCGACCUCUCUUUACAUGCCCUCUGCUGCAGCCCGCUGGCCUUUGUGUCACCCAACAAUGAUGGCACCGUUAGCACCACGGCCAAGAGGACAGAUCAUUGUUCGCUUCAGCCAAUGGGAGAGCAACAGAUAGACGUUUAUGUGAUGUGUGAGUCUCUGUGCAUAUGUGUGUAUGUGCAAAGGUGAAUGCAUGCGGAGUGAAUGUCUACUCUGUGACGAAGGGAAGGGAGGACGUCACACAAAGAAAGAACCAAUCAGGCAUCAGCUGUUUGGAUUUAUGCCAGGGUUUGUAGGCUCGUAAGACUUUGGUACAAGUGGCAAAAGCCAGUUUUUAAAAAAACAAACAAAAAAAAGUCAGCUGAGACGAGAUGCCCUACGCACCGGCUGGCUUUUUCUGUGACCGGUUGAUCCGGGAACGAGAGAGGAGAGACGGGGAAGGGUCCCUGAACAAGCCCCUCCGCUUCAACGGCCAGGACUACAACGUCCUGAAACAGGAGUACCACAAGAAGAAGACCCUGUUCGAGGAUGAGUCCUUCCCGGCCACCGUGGAGUCUCUGGGCUUCAAGGAGCUCGGACACAAGUCCAACAAAGUCAAGAACAUCGUGUGGAAGAGGCCCAAGGAGAUCUGUGAGAACCCUCAGUUCAUUGUUGGAGGAGCCAGCAGGACAGAUAUCUGCCAGGGAGAUCUCGGUGACUGCUGGUUGUUGGCUGCCAUCGCCUGUCUCACCUUGAACGAGAAGCUUCUGUACCGUGUCGUCCCCCAGGAGCAAAGCUUCUCAGAGGCCUACAGCGGCAUCUUCCACUUCCAGUUCUGGCGUUAUGGCGACUGGGUCGACGUCGUCAUUGACGACCGCAUCCCGACCUUCAACAACCAGCUGGUCUUCACCAAGUCCGCUGAGAGGAACGAGUUCUGGAGCGCCCUGCUGGAGAAGGCCUACGCCAAGCUGCACGGCUCCUACGAGGCCCUCAAGGGUGGAAACACCACCGAGGCCAUGGAGGACUUCACCGGGGGAGUCACGGAGUUCUACGAGAUGAAGGAGGCUCCCAAACAGCUCUACAACAUCAUGAAGAAAGCUGUGGCUCGGGGCUCCCUCAUGGGAUGCUCCAUUGAUUCUCUGGUUCCCGCUCGCUUCGAGACUCGUACCACGACAGGACUGGUGAAGGGUCACGCCUACUCUGUGACGGCCGUGGAGGAGUGCAAAGCAUCUCAGCAAAAGGAGACCAAAGUCCGUCUGGUGCGUCUCAGGAACCCGUGGGGUCAGGUGGAAUGGAACGGGUCCUGGAGUGACAACUCGAAGGAGUGGGCCACACUUGCUAAGGGUGAAAAAGAGAAGCUGCAGCACCAGAGUGCCGAGGACGGAGAGUUCUGGAUGUCAUUCGAGGACUUCAAGAAGAACUACACCAAGAUCGAGAUCUGUAACCUCACCCCCGACGCCCUGGAGGACGACAAGCUCCACAAGUGGACGGUUUCCGUGAACGAAGGUCGCUGGGUCAGAGGCUGCUCGGCCGGAGGCUGCAGGAACUAUCCAGAGACUUUCUGGACCAACCCUCAGUACCGCCUGCGUCUGCUGGAGGAGGACGACGACGCCGAGGAGAACGAAGCCGGUUGCACCUUCGUCGUCGCUCUGAUGCAGAAGAACAGGCGGAAAGAGCGCAAGCUGGGAGCCAACCUCUUCACCAUCGGGUUCGCCAUUUAUGAGGUGCCCAAGGAGAUGCACGGGAACAAGCAGCACCUGCAGAAGGACUUCUUCCUGACCAACACCUCCAAGGCUCGCUGCAAGUCCUACAUCAACCUGCGCGAGCUGAGCCAGCGUUUCCGCCUCGCCGCCGGGGAGUACGUCAUCGUCCCCUCCACGUACGAGCCGCACCAGGAGGGAGAGUUCAUCCUGAGAGUCUUCUCUGAGAAGAAGAACACCUCAGAGGAGAUUGAGAACAGGAUCGAGGCCGAUCAUCCAGUGCCGGCACCAGCCUCGGCAGGAGAGGAGAGCGAGGAGGACCAGCACUUCAGGACUAUUUUUCAGGAGAUAGCCGGCGAUGAAAUGGAAAUCACAGCCAACGAACUGAAGAACGUUCUCAACAGAGUGAUCUCCAAACAUAAGGACCUGAACACUGAAGGCUUCAGCCUGGAGUGCUGCAGGAGCAUGAUUGCUCUGAUGGACAUGGACGGCACGGGUCGACUCAACCUUCAGGAGUUCAGACAUCUGUGGAAUAAGAUCAAACAGUGGCAGGGAAUCUUCAAGCACUACAACGCCGACCAGUACGGCAGCAUCAACAGUUACGAGAUGAGGAACGCCGUCAAUGAUGCAGGCUUCCGUCUCAACAACCAGCUGUACGACAUCAUCACCAUGCGCUACGCCAACGAGAGCAUGAACAUCGACUUCGACAGCUUCAUCAGCUGUCUGGUUCGACUGGAGGCCAUGUUCAGGGCGUUCCAGGCCUUCGAUCAGGAUGGAGACGGUACAAUCAGACUCAGUGUCCUGGAGUGGCUCCAGUUGACCAUGUACGCCUGAGAAGGCCCAUCUCCUCUCCACACGAGGACCAGACCUGCCAGCCUUUACCUCAGUAUUCAGUGUGCCCGACCGUCGUUAGCUCUCAUCCACCUCGCCUCCAUCCUCCAUCCUCCAUCCUCCAUCCUCCCCUCGCUCAGCUCUUUCUCCUCUAACACGUUUCAACAUUUCAUCUCUCCAGUUUGACUUCCCUCUCUCGAGGUCUCUGCUCUCGUCCUUCUAUCAUCGGUCAUAUCAGUCUCAGACGCCCUUACAGAAACACUUGUAAGGCUUUUCUCAGGCAUCAACACACACCACCUCUUUUUUUUCUGUCACAAUACCUCACAGCACUCCUUCUUCUUCAUCUCCUUCUCCUUCUUCUUCUUCUUCAUCUUCCACCCUCCAUGUCAUCUUCUGUUGUCAGACUGAGCAGCACGGGCAUUCUCCCUGUAUUCAUCCAUUCAUUGAUCUGGGCUCUCUGGUGAAUGAACCUGUUUAUAUUUCUGAUAAUGCAUCAAACACUUUCUGCAGGAUUUUAUUUUUGUCCUGCUGGAAUUUUUUUGUGUGGGACUCAGGAAUCAGUCGAACGUCACCGGACCGCUCGGACAAACUCAGGCUUCUUUAGUUCAUCUCAGCUCCAGCUGACAGGAAUCAAACCUCCUCCUGACAUCCGUCCGGUGUCCACUCAGCUCUUCACGUGGACGGAUGUGACUCGGGAGCGAAUCAGAGGAGCGGACGAGUUUUUUAACUUUAACAUCCACAUUCGAGGUUCGAGUACGGCUAACGGAUUGGACUACAGCUUUGUUGUGAUUUUUUUCCCAUGAUGGCUUUUGGUCGAAUGAGUGUUCUGCAUUUUUAAUCCAUUUUAACCAAAUAAAUAAAUGUGUAGUUCUUGGUUUGACUGCGUUCACAGUAGAUUUGAUGUGUUUUUUGUUUUUUCUUAAAAAUCAAGACACAGGAAAUAGUUUUAUAAUGUUGCAACAUGUUUUUUUAUUUUUAAACAAUGUUUUAGAUUUUAGCACUUUCUUAGAAAAUAUCUCUUCACAACUUUAAUAACAAACUGAAAAAAAAACUCGAAGAAACUCAGGAAUGCCGGCUCCGAGGUGAGCUGCUGCGCGCUUUUUUUUUUUCCACGGCGGAUGAGGCGAGUUUGGAAGACGGCGGCUGUGAGAACGUCAGAUGAACUCUGCUGAGGACAAAUCCUCAAAAACAAAAAAGAGCUGAAACCACAACAAAGUACGCGAAAGAGCAUCGGCUGGGCUUUUUCGUACGGGUUAAAACAUGUUGAAUACGCCUUUAAAUAUAUAUAUAUUCUUUUAGGGGGUGAGGCAUGGCAUGGGAGAUGAAUCCUAAUUCUUCCCUUCAGGCUCUUCCAUCAAACACCUCCUCGAAACAUCCUUCACCUCCUCACUUUAUUUUGAAAACUGUGGAAAAUCAGCAGCUCCUUCUGCUCGACGCUACAAAUAUAUAAAAAUUCCAAAAAAGACGACAUUCUCUCCGGAGGAGUAAAAACAGUACGUCACACUCGCACUCGUGCAAAACAGGCUCCACCAAAGAGGGUCAAACGUCUCCGUCAACAUUCAGAAGAAUAAACCCGACACGGAUAAACACGAACACACCGUGACCACGUCUUGGUUCUGUUAUCACUGCAAAUGUAAAUCCUCAAAUGGCAACCUGAGGCCAAGUCACACAACACUGCACCAAAAGUCCCUCAACGCUUCAAUAUCAGUGAGCAACAACAACAA
Molecule: messenger RNA, 4675 nt
Organism: Larimichthys crocea (large yellow croaker)
Lineage: Eukaryota; Metazoa; Chordata; Actinopteri; Sciaenidae
Gene: capn3a
Product: calpain 3a, (p94)
Exons: 21
Coding region: 813-2954 (713 amino acids)
Biological process (GO): proteolysis; negative regulation of apoptotic process
Cellular component (GO): cytoplasm
Molecular function (GO): calcium ion binding; calcium-dependent cysteine-type endopeptidase activity
Source: RefSeq, a predicted model, not a curated record